AUGGCAAGGGAAGAUGGGACACUACAAUUAUAUGACGUCAGUGUCGGAGGGAAGCCGGUGGAUUAUUCCCCCUCGCACAUGCAUAGGCAUGAGGAGUACGAAAAAUCUCGUGAAAUUACACAAUUCCCGGACACGUUUCCGUGCGGGCACGUGCUUUGUCACCAAUGCGUGCGCCGGUAUGUUGCGCGAUAUCCUUUGUCAGCAUGGUGUUGCCCUCUAUGUGAUCGGGAACUCUUCCAUAACAACAACCAAGGGGAGGCAACUGUCGUCUCGCAUGCAGAAGGGGACGAGGAAUCCUUGCUGAUAAAUUUGGAUGAAAUUGUGAAAAAAUUUAACGGCAUAAACCACAUGAUAAGACGGAUAAGGACAGAAGAAGUUCAGUCCCGGAGCGUGGGUGUCACGUAUAGCGCGUGCCCGUGUGACAUGUGCGGCCACGACCAUGGCAAACUGAACGUUAUACAGGAAUACAAUUGUCUCAAAGUCGAACAUAAUCGACCAUCAAUAUCAGACAGACGGUUUUUGCGUCUUGCGAACAGUACGGUCGUGACAACUUUCCACAGUAAGAUCAACUCCGCAUGUGUGUGUGUGCCGUGUACAUUCCAGGAGAUACAAGAUCAUCCCGAUCAGUAUUACGCACUCGCGGAGUACUCAAGCUGUCACGAGGAAAAUGAAGGUAAGAAUGAUUCAAAUUACGCGCUUGCGGAAGUGGGCAAACUACUAACUCGGCGAGUUACGCCAGUCAAGGCUCUACAAGGCAAAAAUAUGAUUGAAAUCGAACACAAUAUUCGUAUAAGCGAAAGAGGCGAUGUGUUCGAUUUUCAGGAUACGUCCGAGCAGAUCAAACGAACAAUUGGAUCUCAAGAGAGAAAUCUGGUGAAGAUCGCCCGGAAACGGAUCGAGGACACUGGUCAUUUGUAUCACGUGCAGGAAAGCAAUAGUGUGGAAUAUGGGGCGGGAGAAACGGUAGUCUAA
Ylistrum balloti is the source of this 972-nucleotide messenger RNA. RefSeq lists its product as uncharacterized. NCBI's taxonomy places the organism in Eukaryota, Metazoa, Mollusca, Bivalvia, Pectinida, Pectinidae. The record is from RefSeq and is a predicted model, not a curated record. The coding region runs from base 1 to 972 and encodes 323 amino acids. The transcript has a single exon.